GCUAGGACUCCACAUUCCAUGGCUCUUCUCUGCAUCCCUUUCGCUCCCUCUCGCAGUGAGGACUGCAGCGCUGGCAGUCAGUACCGAAGAAUGACACGCGCAACGUCUGUAAUGUCCACAGACGAUGUCGGCGUCGGCUUACCUAGUACCUGAUGUGAAACCCAUUUGUCCACCACAGCCCCCUUCAACCCCACCGCGCUCGAUCUACCUCUGGAUUACAUUGGAGGGGUAGCGUUCACCUUAACUUGAAGAACUUCACACGUACACAUCGACCGGCGCUUUUGGUAAGCUGCGGUAGACGCGUCUCCAUCGUUAAACAGUGGCAACGGCGCAACGAAGACCAUGAGAAGUCGCACAUAAAAACUUCACCAACCUUGCUAUGCCAAAGACAUGAACUCGAAUGUAGCCAGGUGGGAGCUGAGCCAGCAGCCAUACGAUAACAGAUGGAGCAGUCAAUAUCCUGAGGUACCCCACGCGCCUCUACCAUACGCGUUUCCCGAGCAGCCUGUCUCGCGCCUCGCCGAGGGAUUCGAUCAAUUGUCGCUCAGGAAGGUACCCAAGACACGCACCUCCCCCAUAGCUACGCGUACCAAGAUCAUACGCCAUGGCUCGCACAAAGGGCCUGCACGACCGUCGUCCAGCGGAGGGGAAGCAAACAUGCCCCCACACCGACCCUUCGCCUCCUCCGGCCGCUCAACGUCCUACUCGCAGCCCACCCCUCUCGAGGAGUUUCGAGGGUCAAGACAAUGGCCCCCACGCGGAUAUAGGCAGGACGAUGCGCUUUAUACACAGCAAGCUGAAGAGCUGAUAUGCGCUGGGACGUCGACGUUCAAGGGCUAUGGGGAUGCGGUACACAGUGCGCCGGCGGGGUAUAAUCGCUUCUAUGCUGUUAUGGACAGCGAGCAUCAGAGUAGGACGGAUCGCGCGCCGUUCCAGAAGGAUGCGUAUCGAUAUAUAUCGCUCGACUUGACAGGUGCAUCAGAGAGUCAGCUUCCAUGGUUGUCUCUAGAGCAGCCAUGUAUGGCAUACGCGUUUGGAAAGAGUGCGGGAACAACUACACUCAACUACUGGGCCAGCAAAUCCUCGAUUAACCCACCUAAAAGCGAGCGCACUAGCACUGCCGUGCCCAGGAAGAUGAAGCUACUGCAGAUUUUGGAUCGGCUACAGAAUCUGGAAGGAGGGCCCGGAGAAGAUAGCCCGGAUGAGAUGCAACGGUACCUCUACAGCACGCUUAUUGAAGACCCUGCACACCUCAAUGGCCGCCCUUUCAUGAGUCUGGAGCAGCAGAUCCAGGACCUCAUCGAUAUCCUGCUGAAUCCGCAGUGGCUGGACUUCUCGAAUCCGAGGAAUCAGGUUGUGGCUAAGUAUUUUGAUUCACCGGACCAUCGCAAGAAGCAGGAGUUCUUCCAUCAGCUGCUACUAUCCGUUGAACUGUAUCUACGUAUACACUCCCAACAGCACAACAACAAGCAUAAGCGGAAACUUAUACUAGAGUUGCACCCCACGAUCGCUUGGGACCUGGCAGUGGCCCAGCGUUGGUUGGAGAACAUGUCAAUCACCAAAAAGCGCGAGUCCAAAACACAAAGCACUUUCAACUUUCGACUAAAAAGCAAGAGCAGACAGAGAGAAGCUCUACGGCAAUUUGCAGCGACGCUUAAAUGGCCUAACAUGGACGAGGUUGAGUACAUCCUAGACGAGGAAGACGUGAACGAGAGAGCUCUUGAAGACCGCUCUGCAGACGCCAUGUCCUGGUUCUCCGGCAUUAUACUGCCCGGGCGAACCUUACCAUGGCUGAUUAUGAACAGCUUGAUAGACUGCGACCGCGACACUGGCGAUGCCCUAAAGUAUCUCACACACAUGCAACCUGCAUCAGGCUUUCAAUACCGCGCCAACACAUACUGGUCCACAUCCUGCAUCGUCGGCAAAGUCCUCGGCGCCGCACGGGGCGUAAAGCAGAUUGCCGGCUGGGUCGGACCCUGCAUCUACACUCCAGAUCUUAAGCGCACUGAAUGCGUCAAAGUUAAGCAAUACGAAUCUCCCGACCCGCGGUUGACCAAGGCUGAUGUCUUAUCCAUGGACGAGCGCUCAAAUCCUCUGGGCCCAAUCGAUGAGACAUAUCCCGUGGAUGACUACGAAGUCCCCAUGCCAGACACAGAGGACGUGACAGAUCUCAUUCGGAUCGAAAAACUCGCCUUUCUGCCUGUGAAAGAACAGCCUUCUUCGACACGCAAUCUCCCAGGCGCACCGAUGCUCUUCGAUGCUGCGAUUCAUUUCGCGUGCGGCGGGAGUAGUUGGCCGUUGAGACUGAAGUACGAUGUCAGCUUCAUCAACGCAUUUCCCUGCCAUCAGGGUCCGCACGUCCUGUUCUACGACUUUGCCUACACCGCGAUGAAAAUCGACGACGGCCUCGUUGACCUGCACGACUGGCACACCCAGACCGGGCGCAUCAAACGCCCGAGCCCGCGCUCCUCACCCAAGAACCUAGCCCUCGAAGAAACAGUCUCUGCGCACGAACAGGUCAACCGUGUCCUUACCGUCGAGGCGCUGGGCGUUAGUGAUAACGAGGUCUUUGCCAGAGCGUGGUGCGCGCAUCAUGGGUUUAGUGCGGUGGUGGCGAAUAUUAAGGAGACGUGUAUGGCUUGUGCAAUUAGGGAGGCGUAUGCGGCGUGUGUGUGUGUGGUUAUCUUGACGGAAGGGGGGAAGGAGCGGGAGAGUGAUUCUUGAAGGGAAUCGAGGUGGCGAGGGAGGUGGAUUGAUCUUUGCAUUGCAUGACGGAUUGGAAGCAGCUGGGAUGCAUUUACGAGAUACGGA
Macroventuria anomochaeta is the source of this 2811-nucleotide messenger RNA. RefSeq lists its product as uncharacterized. The transcript has 4 exons. NCBI's taxonomy places the organism in Eukaryota, Fungi, Ascomycota, Dothideomycetes, Pleosporales, Didymellaceae. Bases 391 to 2724 code for a protein of 777 amino acids. The record is from RefSeq and is a predicted model, not a curated record.